AAGCAGCCAGCCUCGAUGGCACUGCGGCCUUUCAUUUCAUUCUCUCAUCUCCCAGUGGUAAGAUGGCCUGGGGUGUCUUCUAUCGUCCACAAGGCUCAACUUGGGAAGGCAGCCCUGCCAUCCCCGUCAGCAGUCACCAGCAGCCCGGCGGUUUCGUCAAGGAAUACUACUCUUAUCCCGUCUCAUCUGCCAACUACACUCCACAGCACCCCCCGCAGAAGCCAGUUCUUCCCCACUUCAGAACACCGUUGUCAGAGGCAGUACUUAAUGAUCCAGCUUUCUCUGCAGACCCUCGCUCUCAUCCGCAUUUCCCCUUUACCGAUGCCCGAUCAUACAAAGCGUUGCCCGCCAAGUCCCCCCGCAGCACCGUCCUUCCUGCCCCCACAUUAAAUGAGCCCACGACGCAACAAAGUAUAAAGUAUCCCAUUACACCAGCUCCUGCGAAAACAGCAAAACGUCCAUUCCCACCUGCACUCCCUGUAUCACUAGAACAUGAAUUCCACGCACCGAAGUCCGUUGCUUCCACGCCGUCCACUGUAUCAUCAAUCACCACGAUUAGACCUCCACUUGUGCAGACUCAAGGUAGUCGCACUACUAUACCUUCUGUAUCACGAACGUCAACCUCUUCCGACCCACCCCCAUAUAAUAAAUAUCCAUCCAAUCACAACGAGAGUUCUGGCGCUCCCACCCCAGGAACGGUCCGUCCCCCCAUGUCCUACACUACGCCCUCGAAAAUAUUCCAAGCGCGAGUGAAACCACGACCCAAAGUCACUCCCGCACGUGCAGACACAAAAUCAAACUUUGCGAGAAUCUCCGCCAGCAAAGGCCGGAUUAAAAACCUUGUCCGACGACUUACCACACGCCACCAUCUUGACCGUAUCGACGAGUUGGAUGAGACGGAUCCUUUCGGGAUUGGUUUCCACCAUAGCGGUCCUUACGAAGCAAUAGCCAGCAAUCUUGCCGAGGAAACUUCCCCACUUUCGCACAAUCUUACAGACAAGUUCACUGGCCGGAGGAAUAAUUCAAAGUUUGAGAGCGAUACUACUAAAGCUGCUCAACCUCCGCGUUUGGACACCGAGCCUUCUCUGGGAAAUCAAACAUCAGUUGAUACCGGCAGAACAGCGGAUGAGAUUUCGACUCAUGAAGUCCAAGUCGGGACAAUGUCCGCCGUUCCCCGAGAAACCACCACAAAGUCAAUUCAGUCUGACUAUACCAGGCUUCAGCCGCUCCCUAAUCAGACGGUUCAUCCUCCCCAAUUGUACCCCGUCGUAAACCAAAGUCCGCCGCCCAUACCUGCUCCUCGGGUGCACCAUUUUGGUGAUAUCAUACCUCGCAUACCUGGUAAACAGACACCUUAUAUAAAUCCCCCUCCUGCGCCCUAUGUCCCUGAAAAGCCGCAAUUAACGACCUAUUCUCACGAAUCUGUUCCGCACAACCCAUCACCGCCGCGAUCCCCCAAACGACUGCCGAACACAAACCAUAUGGCUUCUCAACCAGCUCAGUCUGACGGAGGGAGACCAGUAGCUGAUUUGCAACCUCUACAUUCCACGUUGCCCAAGAGCGCUUCUUCUUCGGACGUGUCUCAUAGCGCUCCUGCUCGAACGCCGUGCGGUCAUGGUAAGCCUCCGCGAGUACAGCACCUUCCGAAACGUCUAGUUAUGCCGGCACCUCUACACAUUCCGCAAGCCUCAGAGCAGCCCUCCCGACGACCCUUUCCUAAUCCGGACGGUCGAACUGCUAUCAACCCUGUUUCAGUGCCAUCAAGGACCAACCAAACGCAAAAGUUGCGGCGGAAGAAGUCCGCUACCUUCCCUAGUAGUGUUCCGCUUCCUUUGCGGCCAUCCACAUACCAGCCUGACGUUGGUCAGACGAUCGUCAAGAAUUUGGCAAAUGCAGCCGUUAAGGGGCAAGGAAUCCAUCAAGAGCCACGUCGCCGACGGCUCAGGCGGAAAUUGACUGGCCAGAUUAUUAAGCAGCGGUCUUCUCCAUCAUUAAAUGCAUUAUAGAACUGAGUCACAUAUCAGAUACAUAUGUACAUAUCAUAUCACCUUGAAGUGG
Molecule: messenger RNA, 2058 nt
Organism: Pisolithus orientalis
Lineage: Eukaryota; Fungi; Basidiomycota; Agaricomycetes; Boletales; Pisolithaceae
Exons: 4
Coding region: 63-2006 (647 amino acids)
Source: RefSeq, a predicted model, not a curated record